UUUUGAAGUGGGAUGAUAGAUAAGCGUGUAUAUUCGACAGAUAACUGCUGUACGAUAUAGCCUACCCUCUCAGUUCCAUUAAAAGUGUUUCUAAAAACAACCGAUCGUUUAUCUUACCAGGAAAACAUCAAGGCGUGCUUGUUGGAAUGGAGUCGGUUUACGCCAAGUGCAUCUGUUCAGAUUUGGAAAAAAAAUCUCUCAAUGGAUCAACAAGAUUUCGCUGAUCAAUAUUUUGUUGAAGGCAGCAGUUCACUUUAUUUCACGAAACAUAUUGUUUGAAAAUGAAUUUUGAAAAUGGAGUUCUAAAUGGGACAUACCGAAUAAGGUUUGUCCUCGUUAUGUUGGUGUUGGUUGUAUCCACACACUAUUAUAUUGAAUAUGUUUCCUUCAAUGAUGGUGAAAUCAGUUACACUCGCAUGUCUCCAAGUCCGAAACACAACAUGGCAUCAGUUUACCAACAGGUAUACAAUUUUGAAGAAAUACAAGCAAGAAAUACGAAAAGAAUGAAAUUUCUAAAACAGCAGUGUUACUCGUCAGUUCGAAACCUAGAUAAAAAUGAAAGAUAUAUGCAUGGGAAUUUAAGUAAAGAUAUAUUAAGGUUAUUAACGACGCCUAACCAAUCAAUACUAUAUUGCCGAGUAAGUAAAGCAGGAUCCACGUAUACGCUGAACACUCUUAACCAAAUAUUUCAUUGUGAUUAUAAUUGUUUAGUAAAUUCUUCCAAAAGAAUCUGGGUGUUGCCGUAUGAAAAGAAAAAAAUCGAAAUAAGAAAAUCUUACAAGUUUCUCUUUGUGAGAGAACCAUAUGGUCGAUUAUUUUCUACAUAUUCAAAUAAGUUUUAUCUCCCAAAAGGAUAUUGGCAUCCAAUAGGUACUACUAUCACAAGAAAGUUUAGAGAGAAUCCAUCAAAAGAUAGUCUUGAAUUCGGCCACGAUGUAAAGUUUUCUGAGUUUAUACGAUACAUUGUGGAAGAAUUUGAAGUUGGUCACAAUAUGGACGAACAUAUCAGACCAAUGGCCGGCAAUUGCAAUCCUUGUAGAUAUGAAUUUGAUUUUAUUGGUAAAUUAGAAACAAUGUCAUCAGACUUUGCUUAUCUUAAAAAUGAAUGGAGCAAAAGAAAUAUCAUUAAGAAAUCUCGGAAAGAUCUAGGAAAACAGACAAAUCUAUUUUCAGCAAUGAAUCAUUUUUACUCCACCCUGAAAAAGAUUAAUGGAUCACAUAUUGAGAUAUUUAACCUUUACCAAAGGGCGUGGAGGUACUACCAAAUAACAGCAGUCAUAUCAAAACAUAUUGACAUGCCGUUUUCCAAGAAUAUGACUUUUAAUUUCCAUCAAUUCAAACAGGAACUAGAAAAAGCUAAACAAAUGUCGGAUGUGUAUAAUACUACAGCAGUUAAAGCUCAAAAAUAUGAGGCGAUGGUACAUGCAUAUUCUACUGUUCCUUUGAGAGAUUUAGAACGAUUGAAAAUCUUUGUCAGAGAAGACUGUUUGCUAUUUGGAUACGACGAGAGUCCUGCAUGGUUAUUUGACAGAACAUUAUCUAGUAAUGCAUCAACUACGUUCAACUAUUUCAUCGGCCUUGAUUAAAUAAAAUCGGAUUUUUUAAGCAGGAUAUAUUAUCAUUAAUAAAGAAAAGUUUUCAAUGUCA
Messenger RNA from Ruditapes philippinarum (Manila clam), 1647 nucleotides. RefSeq lists its product as uncharacterized. Gene Ontology annotation, molecular function: sulfotransferase activity. The transcript has 6 exons. NCBI's taxonomy places the organism in Eukaryota, Metazoa, Mollusca, Bivalvia, Venerida, Veneridae. The coding region runs from base 282 to 1586 and encodes 434 amino acids. The record is from RefSeq and is a predicted model, not a curated record. Gene Ontology annotation, cellular component: membrane. Gene Ontology annotation, biological process: carbohydrate biosynthetic process.